AUGUUUCGGCAAGUGGGAGUAUCCAAGGAAGAUCAAGACUUGCAGCGUAUAGUAUGGCGAGAGAGACCAAGCKAGGUACUUCGCAUCUAUAGACUAGCGACAGUCACUUAUGGUACUACUUCAGUAUCUUUUAUGGCGACUCAGUGUCUCGCAUCGCUAGCUGAAGUAGAAAAGCUAAGAUUUCCUAAGGCAGCGAAGACAAUACGUAGGGACUUCUAUAUGGACGACCUUAUGACUGGAGCUGAGACUAUAGAUGAAUGCAAGAUGUUACAGUCGCAAAUCAGCAUGGUUUUAGAGUCAGCCAAACUACCGCUCAGAAAAUGGUGCUCUAAUUCAGCCGAGAUACUCAAAAGCGUAGAAGCAGCCGAAAAUGAGCCAUUAUUCAUAAUCAAAAUAGAAGCAGAUGAGAUAGUAAAAUCUCUUGGAUUAUGUUGGAAGCCAACGCAGGAUGUGCUUGGAUAUCAAGCUAUAAUGCCAGCUAAGAGUCYAAGAUGUACAAAAAGAAUAUUGUUAUCUGACCUUAACAGGAUUUUUGACCCUCUUGGUUUUUUGACACCUGUACUCACUAAAGGUAAAAUAUUCCUGCAACAACUGUGGCAAAUAAAGAUAGAUUGGGACCAACCAAUUGCGGACGAUAUAAGGGAGAAAUGGCUCCGAUUCUGCAUACAGUUCGAGGAACUCGGAGUGUUAACGAUUCCUAGGGAGUGCAAGCCAGUCAUGAGCGAUCAUAUUGAGGUGCACGGAUUUUGUGACACUUCUGAAGAAGCUUAUGGUGCAUGCAUCUAUGUGCGAAGUAAAGAUCAGAAUGAACAGUGGUGUUCACGGCUAUUAUGUUCAAAAUCAAGAGAAGCACCAGUCAAGGGAGCUACAAUACCGCGUUUAGAACUUGGAGGCGCUCUGGUGUUAGCACAGUUGGCAGAAAAGGUAGCAUCAGCAUGGGAAUUAGAUGUCAAAGAUUUCUACCUCUGA
Messenger RNA from Diuraphis noxia (Russian wheat aphid), 969 nucleotides. RefSeq lists its product as uncharacterized. Lineage: Eukaryota; Metazoa; Arthropoda; Insecta; Hemiptera; Aphididae. The record is from RefSeq and is a predicted model, not a curated record.